AUGGAAGCUUCACCUCUUCAAAUAAAUGAUUUACCUGAUGAAAUUCUGAUGAUUAUAUUUAAAAACAUGUACAAUACUGAAGUACUCUACUCUUUAUUAGAUGUUGAUAAACGACUCAAUAGAAUCGUAUGUGAUUCGGCUUUUACGUAUCGUUUGAAUUUGCUAAGAUUAGUUCCAAGUCAUUUAAUUGUGUUAACAUCUUUAUCAAGAUAUUUUAUUUAUCCACUACUUGAUCCAAUACUAAAUUGGUUUUGCUUACAAAUCUUACCUCAAAUUUGUAAUAAAAUCAAAUGGCUUAAUCUUGAAUCAUCUUCAAUAAGACGUAUUCUUCGUUCUGCAAAUUAUCCUGCUUUAUAUGGAUUUGGUUUAUAUAAUAUUGAAGCAAAAGAAGCUAUCAAUCUUUUUUCUGGUAAGAUAUUUGAUUGUGACUAUCACAAUCAUAAAUAG
Messenger RNA from Rotaria sp. Silwood2, 447 nucleotides. Lineage: Eukaryota; Metazoa; Rotifera; Eurotatoria; Philodinida; Philodinidae. The record is from the annotation of a GenBank genome assembly.